AUGGUGAAGAAGAUUUCGGACCUCAAUAAAAAAUUGAAAGUGAAGCGAAAGAAAAAUUCAAACAAGCCAGUAAAAUCAGAACUAGAUGAGAAGGAGUCGUCGUCAACGGACCCUGAUGAGUUGAAAUUCCUACGGUACUCCAUUAGCGAUCGUUACUCUGCUCAGAGGCAGCUAUUUCUCAAAGUGGAUAAGUCCAAUGAGUAUUCAUUAAUUGUGGGCAACGUCCCAGCAUAUUUGCCGAAGGGUGCUGUUGAAGGCUUCAUCAAGCAGUUUGUUCCAGUACCAAUCAGUGAAGUUGUUGUCCAAAGAAGUAAUGCUGUGGACGGAUCUCUCAAUCAUGGCCAGUUGACAGUCUCAGUGAGAUUUGAGGAUCCCGAAGGCGUCAGUAUAGCGCUCUCAAAAUGUCAGGAUGUCGGGCCUUAUAGAGUUUGUGACUUUGUUGAUCCGGAAAUCCCCUCAGUUCUGCAAAAUUCUGUGGCACUGUAUCGUAGUUUAUUCCCAUCUCCUGAGGACAUCCAGAAAUCUGCUUCAGCUUUUAUUGAAAAGCAGGAUGAAGAAGCUCAGGAGGCCAAACGAGCAGCUAAGCGGAAAUUUACUGAACCUGAUGAGGAAGGAUGGAUAACAGUUACAAAAGCUGCCAAGAGGGUAGGCCCUUUAUCUCUCCCUAUUGCUGUGUAUGAAUGGGUAUUGCUGAGCUUAAUGAAGUGA
Messenger RNA from Strongylus vulgaris, 708 nucleotides. The record is from the annotation of a GenBank genome assembly. NCBI's taxonomy places the organism in Eukaryota, Metazoa, Nematoda, Chromadorea, Rhabditida, Strongylidae.